UCUGGGAACUAAUUAUUUUAAAUGUGGGCGAAAUAAAUAAUUUUUACAAAUAUUUUUUGAAUUGUUGUUAAAUUGAAAACUUUACUCAAAUUUUUAAUAACAUAAAUUUAAUUUCUGUCAAACGCCAAAAAUGCACUUGCAAUUCAUAUUCACAAUGUUGUCACAUUUAUUAGUUGGUUAUUUGUAUACUACAAAAAUCGCGAAUUUAAUGUGUAAUGCAUUUUUCUGGAAAAGCCAUAAAAUUAUAUUUUUAACUUUUUAUUGCUAAACAAAUUCUACACUUUGUUUACUUUGCAAUUAUAAGGAACUGCAUAAUUGCCGACUACGCAAAUUGAUGUAGAAAAUAUAGUUGUUUUAUUGAUGUUGAUGUAAAGUGUUUUAAGAUUUUCAUUAUUUUAUUACGUAUUUUAAAAGAUAUAGUUUUCUAGUUUUUAAUGCGUUGAAGAAAUCAAUAAUGGGUGAAAAUCAACGAGAAUGGUGUCCUCAACAGCUUAGAAAUUAUGAUUUUGAGCUGUCCCAAAUACCAAGAUGCCAUUUUCAAGAUCCCAACGUUGAUGAGCUUAUGAAGAAAAACCAACCUGUGGUAAUAACUGACUCAAACCUUGUCAAGUCAGCAGUGGAAAAAUGGAACCUGGACUAUUUAGAACAAAAUUUAGGCAAAUCUGGUCACACAGUAUUUGUAUCAAACGAUCACAGAUUUAAGUAUUUCGAUGAGAAAAAGAUUCACAACCAAAAAAACAAUCCCAAAGGUAUAGAAUUUGAUCCUCCUACGAGACGAGUUCAAAUGAAAAUCAGUGAGUUUAUGAGAAAAAUUCGGAACUGGAAAGAAGGUGACGACAGAUUAUAUCUUCAGCAAUCUUUGAACUCUACAGUUGGUCCUAACAUCGUAGAGGAUUAUUUGAAGUUCGAUUGGCACUUUGUUGUGCAGAAAAAGACUACACACGGUUGGGGAGAACUGACUUCUAAUGUACUAUUUGUUUCUCAAGAAGGAAACGUCACACCCUGUCAUUAUGAUGAACAACAGAACCUGUUCGCUCAAAUUAGUGGAUUUAAAAGGUGUAUUCUCUUUCCACCUGACCAGUUUGAGUGUUUGUACCCUCAUCCUGUUUAUCAUCCGCAUGAUAGACAGAGUAUGAUUGACUUUGAACACCCAGAUUACACCAAAUAUCCCAAAUUUAAAAACGUGAAGGGCUGUGAAACUAUUUUAAGACCAGGAGAUGUACUGUAUAUUCCUAUUUGUUGGUGGCACCACAUAGAAUCCUUAUUGAAUGAAGGUGCAACGAUAACUGUCAAUUUUUGGUACAAGGGUGGACCAACAAAUUUGGAGUACCCCUUGCAAGAUCACCAGAAAGUAUCCAUCAUGAGAAACGUGGAAAAAAUGUUACUUGAAGUAUUACAGGAUCCCAACGAAGUGGGGCCUUUGUUGAGGACUAUGGUAUUAGGAAGAUACACAGACCCUUAAAAGGGAAUGGGGUCUUAUGUGAAGUGGUUCUAGUCUUUAUACAAAGAAGUCUGUCAUCUAUAAGAAUUGCAAGAAGUGAUUUUUACCUUAACCGAUAUCACUAAAAUUAAAAAUAUUUGAUGGAAGUAUAUUAGUAAAGAAAAUAUUAAUGUGAAAUUCAACAUACAAUGUCAAAUACAAAAUAUAGAAUUUUAUUAACUCAGACGCGAUUGAUCAUCGCGAUUUUAUUAACUCAGACGCGGUUAUUAACUCAGACGCAUCAAAGUUAUAACCCAGUAGAAACUGUUGAAAAAUGAGUGAAGGUUGCGCAGAUGGUUUAUAUGGAAUUACAGGGGAAGCCAUAUACAUACCAUUCAAAUAUUUUUUAGCAGUUUGUAAUUAACUAAAGAAUCGGUUUUUGAAUCGUUUCUCAAAUAUUUUUAUUUUGCUUGUGUACCGUUCCACUAGACGAUUAAAGUGAUUUAACACAUUAAUAUUAAUAUUUUCAUUGGAAGUUUAAGUGAGAUAAUUGUGUUUCUUACUACAUGUGCGCUUGGAAUUUUAAAUUUAAUAAUUGAGAUGACUGUAGGUUCAUUGUGACCAUGAUAAGGGUCCAACUAAUGAGUUAGUUGAUAUCUUCAUAAAAGAUAAUUUAAGAAAAAAUUUAUACUGUAGUUACUUAGAACCGAAAACUAAUUUACAAUAAUAAAUUGUGAGAGUACUAUUUCUUAGAAUAAUAUUAUUUAUUAAUUUAUUUGUUUAUUUAUUUUUGGACGUUACUUUUGGCCCAAAGUUGUCUUCUCCUGUAAUAUUUGUUAAGCUUAGAAUAUUUUCUCAUAAAUUUAUGCUGAUAAUUGGUUGACUGUUAUUUACUAUUUUUAAUAGGAAUCAAUCAUAAUUUUAAUUGAAAAUACGUUUUUUUGACGUUUGAUUUCCACUCCAAAAGAAUGAUAUCCGAAAAAUGUUAAAAUCAUAAAUUUACAAUUUUCUCACUUGAAUAUAUUGCAUAAAUUAUUCUGUGAUUAUUACGUUAUUUAGUUGUUAUAUGUACAUUUUUGACUACAUAAGCGCUUUAUUAAUUUUAUGUGUGAAAAUUCUAAAUAUUAUAGACCUGGAUCCCGCGUAAGAAAAAAAAGUUGGUUAAUAGCAAGCUGAAAAUUUGUUAAUAGCUUAACGGUGUCUAGUCGGACAAACAUUGAUGCACGGGAACACUGAAACAGGGGAAGUUUUAACGGUGGAGCAUGAUAAACGUGUCGUCCUGACAAGUUUAUGAUGGUGAAAAAUAGCAAGUUGUUUUUAAGUUUAUUCAAUAGCCAACGUUAUAUAAUAUAUGAAAAAAUGUUUGUCCGACAAAAAGGUUGGGCAUUUUAACGAGUCCGACACGUAGAACAUGCCACAUCACAGGAACUAUGUUGGUGAUGAAUAGCAGUCUGAUUUUUGCAUGAGAGUUUAAUGAAAGAUUAAAAAAGCAAUUGGAAGUUCUGUCGGACAAAAUGAAUGGGAAAUUUUCCUAGUCGGACAUUCUAAACAUGUAAGAUAUAGACAAAAAUGUUGGUGAUAAAUAGCAAGCUAAUUUUGAUUUGUUUAUGUACAAAUUAUAUUUUGUAACGCAAAAAGUUAUAUGUCGGACAAAAAGUUUGGGCAAAUCGAAGGAAAUAAAUAAAAAACAUUUUUUCAGAAUGACUUAGUCACAUAUUGAUAAAGCGGUGAGCGGCCGUGGGUAACGGCAUAAACGCUGGCCUCAUACGCCAGUAGACGUGGGUUCGAUCCCUGCCAAAGACAAACCAUUUUCAUUUCCAAUAAUGACACGAGCCGUCUCACCGUGCCUCGGAGAGUACGUUAAGCCGUCGGUCCCCCUGGGCUAGUGUACAUCGACACUAGUUACUUGAAACAGGGUUAAAGAUGUAAUUGGCGCUGGAACUAUCCGAAAGGAUCUCCCCGGCAAAAAUGCCAUACGAUAUUAUAUUAUUGAUAAAGCUAUUUUAGUUGUAUAUUAUUAUUUAUAUUCACAUAUUUGCAUGUGCAUAUAUAUACAUGGACACUCCAAAAACAGUGAGGUAAGUAUCAAUGCAUGUAUAUAUUGCAAAACAAUUAUUUUUUUGGGUGGAGUUUGUUCUAGAUAUUCUCAAAAUGACAAUAAAAAAUGUCAAAGAACAUGUGAAAGCAAUCUCUUAGGGUUUUCUAAUUAGGCGCAUCAGAAAGUACGGAAAAUUUCCUACAAAAAACGUUGUAUACAUUUUUUUCCAUACUCAAAUCUUAACCCUGUAAACCACAUUGAAAAAUGUGAAGAGUCUAAAACUUCGGUGCUUAUAAGAAUAGACGUAAAUAUGACACAUUAUGCUUAGAAGUAUGUAUUAGAGGGCUGCAUUUGUCAGUGUGACACUUUGUGCUAUACAAAGUAGUAUUUGAAAGUACAUGGUCUCUGAGUUUCUGUUUGCCACGUGUGUUGGAAAUUAAAAUUUAUAUUAACUAUGGAGUGUUUUUGUGUCUAUUUUUGAGUGUCAACAGUUUAAAUUUUAAGUCGCCAAAUCAAAAGUGAAACCAUUGAACGGAACAUUUUUGAGUAAUUUUCGAACAUUUUACAAAGUUAGUAGAAUACUUGGUCAUCAAUUCAAUGAGGUUCAGUUGCCAGAUAAUUGUGAAAGUUCUAUUGAAUAUCAUUCUUCGUGCUAUAAUGCUUUGCUUGAUUGAAAAAGGGUACCUAAAUAAAUUAUUAUUCUUGUUCUCAUGAUCAUUUUUCAGUGCGUCACAGUUUUUCAAUUUCUCUCUAAUGCAUUAAGUUUGAUGAGACGGAAAAAGCGGUAGCUCCGUGAUUAAACACAAAAAUAAUGCAGCAUUACAAUGUUUAUAUACAUAAGAUGUCUAUUCCUAACCUACGUUUGAUUCGUUGAUAUUUAGAAUGCGCGUUUUUUCUAGCCAAUCAAAUACACGUAUUACGAACAUUUGACGAAAACUUCGUCCAUUUUGGCCAUUUUUUAGAAGUGUCAAAGAGUCAAGUGACGGUUAUUAUUCAGGUCAGUAUUUUGUGUACCUGUCAUUUUGAAAUUUCGAAUUCGACUUCCCUUGUGUUUCACAACUUUUUUGUACAUUAUUUUGUGUUUUGGUUUAGAAUUCAGUUCGUUAAAAGUUAGUUUUGUAUUUUGGUUUAGAAUUUAAUUCGUUAGAAGUUAGUUUAUACUCCAGGUCAUUAUGCAAGAAAAAUAUCCAUAGUAAGGAGACGUAACUCAUGGCUGAAGAACCUUAGGAACUGGUUUGGAUGUAAUAACAAUGAAUUAUUUAGAGCCGCGGUUUCAGAAAUAAAGAUCGCUCUGAUGAUUACCAACAUUUUAAGCGGAGACAGCACCUAGAGAAGAAGAUAAAAACACAGUGUAUGGAUAGUUUUGUGUCAUUUUUUAAUGUUUCCAUAUCUAUAAAUUUAAUUAACAAUAUUGUUUACUUUUUAAUUUUAUUCCCCUUUAUAAAAAAUACCUACAUGUUAACAUAUUGUGUAAAAAUCAAAUCUACUAAAUUACUAAUUAGUUUAAUUCCACAAGCUUUUCAUCUAAAGUACGAUUCUGGCAUCUGUCAGAUUCGUCAAUAAUUACAGUAAUCCCUCUUCAACCGCGGGGGUUACGUUCCGAAGAGAAAGGUGCGGUUGGUGAAACCGUGGUUGGCGAGGGAUCCACGAUACAAAGAAGAAUAUGACAUAAUAUAUAAUCUCAAUUUGGAUAGGUAUAUUAGUACAGAGAAAGAAAUAUGAUGAAAGUAUGUACAUUACGUACAAAAUAUGUAAUUGCAUAUCUGUGAAAUAGUAUUAUCAUAUCAACAGAAAUAAAGACGCUGAGAUCGUCUACAUUCGCCGGUAUUUUAAACCUUCCAAACUAUAAACUAAUAUUAGUAGUAUUACUACUAAGAACAAGCGCCAGUGGCGUAUCAUGAGUAAUUUAACGCGACUGGACAAAUUAUAAAAAAUAUAUAAAAAUAAUAAAAUAUUAUCAUUAAAGAUUCAACGGAUAUCGCAACCGCGGAUAAAUGAAACCGCGGUUGAUGAGUCCGCGGAUAACGAGGGAUUACUGUACAUGAAAUAAGUCUCGACACACCCAAUACAGUAUAUGACGUCAUAAUUAAUGACGCACUGAAAAAUGAUCAUGAGAACAAGAAUACUAAAAUUGUAUAACGUAAUUUUUCUCAACUUUCUACAAAUGAAAUAAUAAUGUAAUUAAUAUGUCACAUGGCAAGAAAUAAUUUGCUGCCAAAAUAAAUCGAUUAGUUUAAAUUUGAAGUUACGAUUGCAAUUUAUUAUGAAUUAUUGUCAAAAGUGACAGUUUUUCUUAAAUCGAAAUGUAUUCAUAGACAUAAGGGUAGACAGAGAAUACAGUGCAAAAAGUCGAUAGGUGGUCUAUCUAUCUCUUUUAACCAAGCGAUCCCGCGCAUGUGGCAGACAAAGAUAGCUAGACCACUCAAUCCAUAAUAUAAUUUGCCUGAUCUACUAUAAAUGUAUUACAGUGAGGUAUCUAAAUGAUGUUGACAUAAAUCGAAAGAUAUCGAUUGUAAUUGAUUGCAGGUACUUUUGACAUAGAAUAAUCACCCCUUAUUGAAAUUUCAAAAAUUAUUUUUUUAAAUUGUUCGACUACAAAAUCUACCCCUUAUUUUUUUCCGACAACAGUCAUUCUUGGUAAGGAAUAAUUUACUUAAUUAAAUUUCGUCUUUGUCGGAAAGCUAUUUAUCACCAGCAUUUUUGUCUAUAUCUUACCUGUUUAGAAUGUCCGACUACGAAAACUUCCCAUUAAUUUUGUCGGACAGAACUUCCAAUUGCUUUUUUAACCUGUCAUUAAACUCUCAUGCAAAAAUCAGACUGCUAUUCAUCACCAACAUAAUUCCUGUGAUGUGACAUGUUCUACGUGUCGGACUCGUUAAAAUGCCCAACAUUUUUGUCAGACAAACAUUUUCGCAUAUACUACAUAACGUUGGCUAUCGAAUAAACUUAAAAACAACUUGCUAUUUUUCACAAUCAUAAACUUGUCAGGACGACACGUUUAUCAUGCUCCACAGUUAAAACUUCCCCUGUUCCAGUGUUCCCGUGCAUCAAAGUUUGUCCGACUAGACACCGUUAAGCUAUUAACAAAUUUUCAGCUUGCUAUUAAUCAACUUUUCUUUCUUACGCGGGAUCCAGGUCUAAUACCUAAAUUUUAUGUAGUAUUGAAAUGAAAAAAGACAAUAGACUACCCUAUAUAAUUGAAAUACUAUUUGAAAAUAAUAUUUCAAUCAACUAAGAUAGUCUAUUGUCUUUUUUCGUUUCACUGGCGCCCAACGUGGGGCCAGUGAAACGAAAAAAGAAAAAAAUAUUACUAAUGAAAUAUUAAAGAAAAUAAAGUAAAAUAAUUAUUUAAAAAUAAAAUAACAAAGAUGUGACGUUUGUAACGUUACAGUAUAACGUUUCAAAGAGUUUCUGGGUAUAUAUUUUCUGUAUUUAAUAAUAAUAAUUAUUAAAUGAGCAUGCAAUGACGGCUAUUACUCACGACACUAGCCGAAGACGAGUGUCGUAAUUAUUAGAGUGAGUAAUAGCCAUUAAAUGAGAGUAGAAUACUAUACUUUUUCUACGACCUUUUUUUAUUUUAAUUAGUAAAAAAAUAUAAUUUUCAACUACUCAAGAUUGAAAUUAUAAUUUACAAAAAUAAAUGCUGUUUACCAAUAGUACGCGGCUGAAUAAUUAGUUGCCUAUGUUAGCAAAUGCUGUCUUCUGUAUUGUAAAAAUCCAACAAGAAAUAGUCAAUUCAUGUUCUAUUCGUUUCCGAAAAAUUAUAAGCACAAAUUUGUAUGUAAACUUGCUUUUUUCUCUGUCCUCACAACAAUAGAAACUAAUAUACACAACAUUUGUUUACCCAUAACCGACAUAUUGAACAACUGUUGACAGGUCAUUGUAAUUACCCAAUCAGAGCCCAUAUAACGUUUGAGCUGCGCUCAGGACCAAGACUUUUGAUGAAUUCAAUAACUUUUGAUGAAGUAUAACUUCAAUAAACUUACUCUCAUUAAAAAAAUAAAAAAUAUUGGGAUACUAUGGGGUGUAUUCUGUAACACUUCCGUUAAAUUUGAGAGGCCUCUAAAAUUUUAGCGCCCGCUAAAAAUAUUCUGGUAUUCUGUAAAUCAUACAUCCGUUAAAAUCAUAACCUAAACCGUUAAAACUCCCGCUAAAUAAAAAUAUUUUAGAGGAUGUCAAAACGUACCCGCUAAAUUUUUAGCAGUCCGUUAAAAUGUGGUUUGAUUAUUUUUGUUGGGUUAUGUUUGUAUGAAUAGUAGGUAGUUUGUUAUUCUUGUAUUAAACUGGAGAUAAAUAUUUAAAAAUGGCAAAUGGCUUUUUAUAAUGUAUUUGGUGAAGAAGUACUUAAUAAAUAAUAAUGAAAGGUAAGUGUCACAUUUUACUUUACAAUCGACACACUACACCUUUAAGAAACAAAAUUCAAAUUUUUGUUUCUUUUUGUAGAGCUGAUUUCAGAUUACAACAAAAACAAAAAGUAAUUGACCUGAAAGUAACUACAAUUACCAUUUCAAAGGAAGUAGGUUACGUACCUACCUAGAAAUGUGAUUGAAAAAGUGUUGGAAGUCAAAGAUGUUUGUCAAAGCAAUUAAAUCCUAUGAAUGCAGUUAAAAUUAUUUAAAGUUAUUGUGGAACAUUACAAAACGUACCAAAUGUUUAUAAAGGUGAAUUUAAGAAGGUUUAUAACCAGAUGCAGAUUAAUAUGAGUACCUUAAUUUGACCAAAAUUAGUGUCGAAGGGGAGAAGAAAUAAGAUAUAUGCAAUUUUUUAGAAAUAUUUUAAUGUAUAACUUUAUAAAUAAAAAUGUUUAAUUGGAAAAUAUGAGUUUUACUAAAAAAUAAAUAAAUACAAUAAAUAUUAUUUUCUAGGAAACUGUCAAUUUCUUCUUCUUAAGGUUUUUGGCAUCUGACAGUCAGUUUUCGGUCAAUUUCUAGGUUAAAAGUAGAUCAAAAACGAUCAACGCGCGACGUUGCCGUAUUUGUUCCAAAACCUUUUAGUAGAUUCCUCUAAAAAAAUAUUAUUUUAGCGGUCCUCUAUAAAAUGUGUUUACAGAAUGUCAAUCUAACCUAAAAGUUUUAGAGGACCAUUAAAAGUUAAAUUUUAGAGGCCUCUUAAAUUUAACGGAAAUGUUACAGAAUACACCCCUAUCUAGGACAAACCCCGGCGUGCAGUCACGGAUUGCAACGAACGAAAUGGCAGGGAUGCCCUAGCAGCAACUGCUAGCAAAAAAACUAAGUUUUCUAUUGUUACAGUUAAAAAUCUUUUAAAUUUUUCGAAGUUAAUUAUUGACAUGUUACAAUAAUUAUUGUAUUAAAUAAACAAGUUUAAGUAAUUUUAUUUGCAGUUUAUCUAGGACUAAUGGGCAGAUUGCAAUUGCGCGCAGCGGUCAGGGUUCUCAACAGGGUGUCUAAGCCAAUGGUGCAAUUGCGCGCACGUCUUAGGUAUGCUGUGAUUGCGCGCAAAGUCGUAAAUUAUAGUAAACGGAAGUUUUAUUUACUUCUUAUUCGUUUUGAACGGAAAUUUUGCUAAUUUAAAAAAAUUAAGAUAAUAACAAGUGAAUACUACAUUGAAAUAGUUGUGAUAAAAAAAAACUAAAUAGUGUUUCUUUUAUAAUUAAUAUUUAUUGUAUUAAAUAAUGUACAUAUGUAGACAUUUAAUUUGAACAUGCCUUAUAACAUAUAGUUUUAACAAAUUCUAUUCUGGAUAUUUCUUUAUUUUUAAAUUUCUCUAUCAAAUUUGUUACAUAUUUUAAUGUUCUUUCAUAAUUAAUUGCACAUAAUUAAUUAAAAAAUUUUCAAAGGAGGAAGACCUAACCCUUCGGUCCAAACCUAACUUUCGGGUAUUAGAGCUGCUGAUAGAUACCGCUGCGCGCAAUCACAAUAUACCGUUUUGUUUACCUGCCUUAAUCCUUCCGUUGCGCGCAAUCACAGCAACCCUCUUAAAGGUAAAUUUCAGUACCCCAGGAGGUAUUUGACCGCUGCGCGCAAUCACAACCCACCCGGACUAAUAUAUUAAAAGUGGCAUGCACCACUUGAAGCUAACUUCAGCCCAUGAGUAAUGAACUAUUACUCACGGGUAAAGUAAUGAGUGUUAUUAUCUAUUCAGAAGUAGUGAAUAAUGAGCAUGUUAGUAAAGGGUCGCAGAAAAAUUUAAUUAUUUGUAGAAAAAUCAAAGUUAUUUCGAUUAUUCUACUGCGAAGAUUAAUUUUACUGUUAGCUUUUGCUGAUGAUGUCGACACGAUUGCACAAUCCAUCAGAGAUGCGAAAAAAGUUUUUAUCCUUUGUUUGAAAAAACAUUGUUUUCCUCUACUAAUUUCAUGAUUUCUUUCAUGAACGAUCAUAUCAAUCACAUAUUAUUUGGAUUAUUAAUAAUCUCUCUCUAUCUCGUUUUGCUAUUUGUGGAAAAAGACAGCAAAUACAAAAUAUGUGAUUGAUGUGAUCGUUCAUGGGUAAUCUUUCAUUUUUCCGACUGUACAUUUAUCAAUCUUAUUGUUAUUUUUAAUUAUUUAUAUGGGAAAUAAGCCACAAUUAAAAUGAAAAAAAUAAUUUUAUUAACGUUUCGACGCCCAAAUCGGGUGCCGUUGUCAAAAUACAAAAUAUUACUAAAAUAAACUAAAGUGUUGUUGUUAAACAAAAAAAUUCUUCUAAUAAUUUAUUUAAUCUCACUCAUUUAUAUUGGCAAUUCAGACAUAUAUUAUACAUUUUAAAGUAGAAGACUUUAAAAUGAUAUUGCCAAUAUUUAUGAGUUGCGUUCCUGGGACGACUUACUGAAAGAUAGUUCAUUCUAUUCAUUCAUAGUAAUAUUUUGUAUUUUGACAACGGCACCCGAUUUGGGCGUCGAAACGUUAAUAAAAUUAUUUUUUUCAUUUUAAUUGUGGCUUAUUUCCCAUAUAAAUAAUUAAUCAUAAAAAUGCCACAAGGAAAUAGCUUCAGAACAACAUUAUUGUUAUUUAAUAGUGGAUUUAUAAUUCUAUUCAAUAUGUCAAUUUAAUAGCAUUAUCAAUAUGCUAUUAAAUUAAAAAUACUAUUUUUAAGUAUAUACCCAGAAUUACGAGAAACAUGUACCUAGUUUUGAAGUUAUUAGAAUAAAAAAGAACAUGGCUUAAGAUCCAUUGUCAUAGUUUACAAAAUUUUUGUAUCUUUGAAGUUAAUAAAUUAAAUUUUAAAAUAUA
This is a messenger RNA of Diabrotica virgifera virgifera (western corn rootworm), 10626 nucleotides long. RefSeq names its product hypoxia-inducible factor 1-alpha inhibitor. Lineage: Eukaryota; Metazoa; Arthropoda; Insecta; Coleoptera; Chrysomelidae. Gene Ontology annotation, biological process: peptidyl-aspartic acid hydroxylation; negative regulation of Notch signaling pathway. The transcript has 6 exons. The coding region runs from base 455 to 1462 and encodes 335 amino acids. Gene Ontology annotation, molecular function: [protein]-asparagine 3-dioxygenase activity; peptidyl-histidine dioxygenase activity; ankyrin repeat binding. Gene Ontology annotation, cellular component: cytoplasm; nucleus. The record is from RefSeq and is a predicted model, not a curated record.